Molecule: messenger RNA, 4934 nt
Organism: Rhincodon typus (whale shark)
Lineage: Eukaryota; Metazoa; Chordata; Chondrichthyes; Orectolobiformes; Rhincodontidae
Product: cadherin-related family member 2-like
Exons: 31
Coding region: 1-3978 (1325 amino acids)
Biological process (GO): homophilic cell-cell adhesion
Cellular component (GO): plasma membrane
Molecular function (GO): calcium ion binding
Source: RefSeq, a predicted model, not a curated record
AUGAUGUACCAGUCUGAAUCUGAGAGAGCACAGUAUUUGGGUUACCUUGCUUCAGAAAAGCCUGCGUUAAUUUGGUCACAAAAUAUGGCUCCAACAUUUAAGGCAAAUAUGACUGUUGUGCGUGUAACUGAAGCUGCUCCACCAGGUACGUCUGUUUUCCGGAUAUCAGCUGAUGAUAAAGAUGGUGACCCACUCUUGUAUGGGCUGGAAGGAGAAUUAGCAUCACGUUACUUCAUGGUGAACGGCAGCAGCGGCGAUGUAAUUGUUAAAGAAGCUGUUGACAGAGAGGUCUUUGCAAAUAGCAAUGAUCACUUUGGAGUAAUUAUUACCGUUCAUGAUGGGAUAAAUGCAUUGGUGAAAAAGACUUUGCAUAUUUAUAUCGAGGAUAUUAAUGACAACUCGCCAGCCUUUAAAGGGUUACCGUAUCAAGUUGAAGUUGCAGAGAAUGAAAAUGUGGGAACUGAAAUAUUCAGGGUAUUUGCAAGAGACAUUGAUAGAGGCAAUAAUGGCUCUGUAACAUAUGAAAUUCUAGAGCUUCUACCCUCAGAUAAUAAUGAUUUAUUUGAAAUAUCCAAAAAUGGAAGCAUUUACCUGGAAGGUCAGCUGGACUUCUCUAUAAGCACCAUUUAUCAGCUUCUUGUCAAAGCAGAGGAUCAAGGAGAACCAGAAACAAAAUAUUCUACUGCCAGAUUGAUCAUAAAUGUGAUUGACAUACCAAAUAAACCACCAGAAUAUUUAAACUCUUUUUACUAUGUUCGAGUUCCAGAGAAUUUACCUGUGAAUACAAGUAUCAUCACUGUAACAGCAAUUGAUGGAGACCGAGGUAUUAACAAUCCAGUCAGGUAUAGUAUUAAUGGUAUGAAAGCAUUUACUGUGGAUCAAGUAACUGGUACAAUCAGUACUGUUUCUUUGCUGGAUAGAGAAGAGAUGAGAGAACAUAUAACAAUUGAUAUCACUGCUUUUGAACUUGUUGAAGGUGUUAAAGACCUAUCUGCUUCAACAACAACAGCAGUUACGGUAUUAAUACUUGAUAUAAAUGACAAUAAACCAGUAUUUUACUCAGUGCAUGGAGUGGCUACUGACAGUUUUCAUGUCAGUGUGCCUGAGGAGACUGCAAACGGUGUACCCAUUCUUCACCUAUUUGUACAAGACCUUGAUCAAGGUUACAAUGGGACAUUUGAAGUGUUUCUUACUGGGGCAAAUUCCACCGCUUUUAACUUGAAUCAAAAUUUUGUUUAUAAUGAGGGAAUAUUAACACUCCACGUGGCAAACUCUGAGACCCUAGACUUUGAGAAGAGUCAUCUCUUACAGUUUCAGAUAUGUGCUGUUGAAGUGGAGACACAAGAAUUGUUCAGCUCUGUUGCCGUUGUACAUGUUGAUAUAACGGACAGAAACGACAACAGCCCUGUAUUUGAUCAAGAUUAUAUUUUACUGGAAGUCUCAGAAGACAGUCCAAAUGGCUACAACGUGACUUGCAUCACUGCCACAGAUGCUGAUAGCUCAAAUUUUCGCAGGAUAACCUACCAACUUCUUGGAUCUGACAGCGUAUUGCAGACAUUUGAUGUGCACCCAAAUCUUGGGACGUUCUAUGUGAAGAAUAAAACAUUCUUGGACAGAGAGAAGAGACAGCAGUUUUUUGUCACACUGCAAGCUAGAGAUGGUGGAGGACUUGCAACCAAUGUACAGAUAGAAGUUUCCGUCUCAGAUGCAAAUGAUGAAGUACCCAUUUUCCAAAGAAACAGUUACGCUGGAUUCAUUAAGGAAAAUGUAAUCAAAGAUAUUGUCCAGGUUCAGGCUUUUGACAGGGACCAGGAGGGUUCCCCGAACAGUAACAUCAUUUACUCAAUCAUCGAAGGAGAUCCUGCUAAACAUUUUACAAUCAAUAGUUCCACUGGAAUAAUAUCUGUAGUCAAACCAUUGGACAGGGAAUCCAUGGAUGGUUCUUUGAAUGGAAUUAUCAAUUUAACUGUGCAAGCCAGAGAUUGUGGUAAUCCUGCACAUAGCUCGACAGCACAGGUUGCCAUCAAAGUGGAGGAUGUGAAUGACAAUGAACCAGUUUUUAACCAGAGCACCAUUUUUGUUGCUGUAACUGAAGAUCAGCUAGAUCAGUGCAUUGUUUCCAUAUGGGCCUUGGAUAAUGAUGUCACUGAUCCAAACCGAUUAUUGAUCUACAGAAUUGAAGAUGGGGCCAGGGGACAGUUUAUUAUCAGCACAGAGAAGAGAGAGCUGCAUCAACCUGCUGCAUGUAUCCGGGUAAAUCCAGAGUCUAGACUUGAUUACGAUGGUGGGCCACGUAAGUAUAGACUGAGAGUGGCUGCCAGCGAUUUUGGGUUCAAUCCCAACACCGGCUACACGACAGUUGAAGUGGAUAUCUUGGACGUCAAUGACGAAACUCCUGUUCUGAUUGGAAGUUCACUCUCUAAUGUGUUUGCAAGAGAAAAUGGAAGAAUUAAUGCAACAGUCACUGCCAUUCAAGCUUUUGAUCCAGACACUGAUGCAGAACUGCACUUCUUUAUUAGAGGAACUGAGUGCCUCGAUGAGGACGAGGAAAGGCUGAGUAGUUCACUCUGUAAAAACUGGUUUCAAGUGAUGGAGCAAUCAGGGUUUUUGCUUUACAGUGGUUCAGUCGACCGUGAAAGUGUCCAGGCUGUUCGACUCAGAAUACAAGUUGUGGACUACAACACUGUUCUCUCUUCAAAUAUGAGCGAGGAAGGGCAUAUCAAAAUAAUCAUUGCUGACGAAAAUGACAAUCCACCUGAAUUUACCAGGAUGGAAAAUAAAAGUGUUGUUCUAUCUGAAUUUAUCAUUGAUGGUUUAGAGGUUGCAGUGUUUGAGGCCACUGACUAUGAUGUCGGGAAAAAUGGCAUCAUUACAUUCUCCAUUGUGGAAGUCAUUUUCUCUGCAGCGGAUGCACCACCAACAAACAAAACAGUGGCAGAGUCUUUUUAUAUUCAAACCUUUUUAAACAGCAAACACUUCUGGCGGGGCAGUCUACGAAUAAGAAAUCAUUUGGACUUUACACUGAAGGGAGGCUGGAAGGUAAAAGUUGCUGCCACUGAUGGAGGAUUACCCAACAACACUGUUCAUCGCCUAUUAGAAGUCUUUGUCGUUGAUGGGAACAGUAAGCUACAACUAAUUUUUGACAGUCCGCCAGGAAGUGUGCUUCUUAAUGAGAAAAAGAUACUGAGUGUUUUAGAAGCUGUUGAACCUGAAAACACUGUUAUUGUUUCGAAAAUCUCACCAGCCAUCAAAAACAUGAGCUUGAAAGGGACGGUGAUGGAUGUGUAUUUUAUCUGUGGAAAUGGCACUACUGUGGAUCCAGGUGUAGUUAGAGGACAGAUAGAACAAAAUGUUGCUGUGCUUUCCAAGCUUAUUGACAUGGGUUUGGUAACUGUGGAUUCGAAUUCCUCUCACCUGCAACCUGACAACAAAAAUGUCUUGUAUGGAGUGAUUUUUAUAUUAGCAGCUGCCAACAUAAUUUCAAUUACUUUGGCUGCAUUUGUGCCGAUAUGUAUUAGACAAAGCUAUCAACAUAAAUUGAAAGCGGCUUCAGCAAUGACUGCCACAGUUAUGACCUCUGUGAAAAGUAAUCCUGUGAUUGCUGAUGUACCUGGAACAAAUAUGCACACUUCUGAAGGAUCCAACCCAAUCUGGAAUAAAACACUGUUCAGCGAAACAAGCAGCAAUUUCAAUGAAGAAUCUUGUUUGGACAAGAAAAGUUUGAACUCUCUUGAUGAUAAUGUCGUUGCUGAUGAGAAGGAUUACUUUAAUAUUCGAAAACCCGGCAAGUACAAAGACCAGGAUAUUUUGAAAGGUGCUCAAGAAAGGGAUGUGAAAAAUUCACAGCAGAUGUUAUCACAAGACUUCCUUUCAGUGGCUUUAGCAUCACAUGAAGAACACAAAUUUAUGGAAAAGUUGGAAUGUGGGAAGAUAGGAUAUUUGUUCAGUAACAAGAGUCUGAAAUGUACCGAUCUGUAAAUCAAGAAAGUUGCACCAUUACAAAUUCAGUGGCUUUAUGGUGCUGACAUGAAAUCAUAACUCUAGCUGCACAGGUAGGAAUACUUAACCCUUGAAGUUGGGUUAGUAGCUUGGGCAGUUAGUUUUUUUUUAAAUUCAAGUGACGUUUCCUUAAACCAAUGUUCACAUUGCUAUAAUAUGUUAUUAAUAUGCACAUUUUCCUGCAGAUUCUAAAUAGCAGUCAGCAACUAUGCUCCCCUCAGCCUGGAACACUCUAACCAACUGUAGCACUGAAUUACUGUCUUGGCAAAGAUUAGGCCAAUCAGCUUGUACCAUGGGCUGUAUAGGCUGUGCUGUUCAAAUUUACACCAGACCACAUUAGCCAUCAUGAAAGAGUACAUUUUGAUACUUCAUUCAGGUUAUUAUUAAGGUACCUGUUCUCAGAACAAAAACAGUCACAAUAUUUGCUUUCAUAUUUUGCUGUUCGGCUUUCAAAGUUUACUUUGGUAUGUGGGCCUCACUGGCAACAGUGAAAGUUUAUAGUGUACUAUUAAUAUUUGGAACUUGGGUUUUUGGUUUUUAGUUCUGUGACUUUUUUAAAAUGGUCAGAAGUUUCUUUUAGCUUUGGGUCAAAAUAGACUUUCCAAGAAAUUGUGCAACGAUAGCUUAAAUGACUAGAGAAACUGCCUGCUGGGAUAAUUGCUGAAUUGUUUAUUAAGUUGAGCUUUUAUGACAUUGGGAAAGAAAAGGAGGGGCCAGAGGCCAGAAGGCGUUUCAGUUCAGAAGAUUCAUGCCAGUAGAUGUUUUGUUUAAUCGCAAAGUAGUAUAAGUCAAAGAAAGGGCAGUGAGUUAGCCUAACUAGUGAGAGUGCAGAAAGUCACCAAAUGGAAAUGCUUGUGAGCUUAUUGUUUGAGUAACAAAGCAAACAGUGUAGAUUAGAGUGAUACUACACUUGUGUUGAAUAUCUGUAUAGGAUA